CAAAGUUUCAGGACUCACUUUUCCUGAUGUUCCUGAGGGGGAUCACGACUUUUUCCGAAACAUAUAGUAAAAAUGCUAUAUCUCAUUAGUAAGAAGCUAGCGGCACGAACUUUUUUGGAAGGAUUCAUCAGAUCAUUAGAACCUACAUAAUCCCCAUACGGCCGACUCAAAAGCGAUGUGAUACUUGGGAAUGUUCCCUCGUAAGUAAACGAAAAAUAAAGCAUUCGAUUAAAGAUUACUAAUAAGCUCAUUUAAGUGGCAUACUAUAAAAAUGAUUAAAAUUUAUGAAUUAGUAGGAUAGAACGUAUAAAAUCAUGUGAAAAAAACGUGAAUCGUCGACAAAGGGUUUACUAUGACAUUGACUGUACUCACAUCUUCGAGCGUUGUAACAUUAUAACACCAACGCUAUGAAAACAUACCCUUUUUUUGUAAAGACAUAUUCCAGUAUUUACAUGAACAUUCAAGGCAAUAUAUAUACUAACUACACUGAGUCGAUUAGAAGUAGAGUUUGAAGGUUCUCUAGUACAGUUUUCAAAAUAUCAUGUGAGACUAAAAUCAUUAAGUAUUUAAACAAAACGAUAUUAUAACUAUAUAUUGUAAUCUUUAAUCUCAACAAUGAAAAAAUAAAAAUGAUGAUUUAAUGGUUGUGAUUCUCAACCAUAGAACUCUAGUGGUCAGUACAUUGAAAAUGCACAUUUCUAGUAGACCGAAGUGAUUUAUUGAUUUGCAUACGACUAAUAACCGGACUAAGUUUUGUCGUUUUAAACCAAACUAAAAUUAUAUAAAACUCAUUCGAUUCUAUAUAUACAAUCGAAUAAUCUAAUAGAAUGUGUUAAUUUGUUCGUUUAUCAAAUUUCAAAAUAGAAUUGAAAUUUAAAAAAAAGAAUAUUUUAGUUUUUUUUAAAAUAAAAUCUUUUCUAUAUUUAGGAGUUCGAUGACGAACAUGAUGAUACUAAAGCAAAUGUAUCAACUAAUAUAAAAUCAUCAAAUCAGUCAAAAUCUCUUCAUUUUCCACCAUCAUCAUUAUCAUCAUCAUCAUCAUCAUCCAGUAGUAAUUCUUCAUCAAUUAUUCCAACAUCAAAAAUAAAUUCAACUAAUAAUGGUCAGUGCAAUGAUAAUAAUAAUAAUAAUAAUGAUGAUGAUGAUGAUGAUGAUGAAAUUGGUUUAAUAAAAACUUCAUCACCAAAAUUUCAACAACAAAAUAUAAAUGAAUUUUUACAUCGUUUACAAACAAAUCCUAUGAAUACAUUAUCCGGUUCAAAUGGUUUAAUACCAACAGGUAAUACAAUGAAUUUAAUUGAAGAAUCAAAUCCAAAUGUAUAUCAAUUACGUCUUGCUCAUAUGAUGGCAUCUGCUGCUUCUAUGAAUUCAACAAAUACAGGUCAACAUCGAAAUGAUAAUAAUUCUAAUACUGAUACAAUGAUGAAUGCAUUAGCUAAUAUACAAAGAAAUUUGCUUAUACAACUCUUCAAUGAUCCAAUGGCAGCUGCUCAAGCUGCUGCUGCCGCUGCCGCUGCCGCUGCUGCUGCUUCAGCUACACAAAUGAAAACUAAUCUAACAUCAAUACCAUUAAUGACAUCCAAUAAUAAACAAAUUGGAAGUUGUAGAAAACGAAAAUCAACACCUGAAAAACGUAUUCAAACAAAUCAUCGAUCAUCGAAUAAUAAUAAUAAUGAUGAUACAUCUCCAACAAUUGAACAUGAAUCACUUGAUAAUAAUAAUACUAAUACUGAUGAUAUUAUUGAUCAUCCAUUAGAAUUAACAUUUAAAAAUAUUCAACAAUCAAAUACAAAUUUAUCAUCACCAAUUAAAUCAACAACAGAUAUUCAUAAUAUUGUGACAAAUUCUAAAAUUGAAAAUGGUAGUCCAACUUAUCAUCCAAAUUAUUUAAAUCAACAUCAAACAAUUGAUGAAAAUCAUAAAGAGAGUACGACACCGAAUGAUUCGUCGUUAUCUCUUUCACCAUCAUUAAUACGUCGUACAACAUAUUCAAAACGUCAAAAAUUUUCAACAAAUAAUCAAUAUGAUUAUUCAAAUAAUUUAAAAAUAAAUUUAUCUCAAACAUCAACAAUUGAUUUACUUUCACCAAAUCAUCAAACAACAUUUAAUGAUGAUAAUAAUUUAAUUCAUCAACAAAAACAACAACGUAAAUUAGAUCCACGUAAAUGUUCAGAAUGUAAUAAAGUUUUAUUCAGUGAUAAAACACUUUUACUUCAUCGUCAAACACAUUCAAAUAAUGAUAAACAAUGUUGGAUAUGUGGAAUUAAUGAUGAUGAUAUUAAAAAACAUAUUAUUAAUGAACAUGGAAAUCAAAAAUUUACUAAUACUGGUUUUAAAUGUCAACAUUGUGAAAAAGCUUUUCUUGUUUAUGCUGAUCUUGAGACACAUAUUCGAGAUCAUAGCAAGAAAAAACCAUUCGAAUGUCCAAUAUGUAAUAAACGUUUUGGUCAACAAGGAAAUUUAAGUUGUCAUCUACGAAUUCAUAGCGGCGUUAAACCAUUUACUUGUACAAGUUGUGGUAAAGCAUUUCGUCAUUCAAAUAGUUUAAGACGUCAUGCACGUACAGUUCAUUCAGCAACUCGUAGUUUAACAAUGAGUCCAGGAGCAAUAUCUACAGUAACAGCAUCAUCAUCAUCACUUCGUCUUGCUACAGCAACAACAAGUAAUUCAAUGGUAUCAAUGGCAAAUGAUAUGCAUCAUUUAAGUACAAGUGAAACAUUUGAUGAUGGUACUUCAGGUUUAAUGAUUCCAUCGGAUGAAGCUGAAUCAUUACAAGGUCCACCAUCAACAUCAACAACUGGUGUACCAUCACCUUCAGUAUCUAAUGCACAAGUAGAUAGUGAUUCACAUGAACAAUAUGGAACAGGUUGA
Messenger RNA from Rotaria sp. Silwood1, 2871 nucleotides. The record is from the annotation of a GenBank genome assembly. NCBI's taxonomy places the organism in Eukaryota, Metazoa, Rotifera, Eurotatoria, Philodinida, Philodinidae.